AGAGAGAGAGAGAGAGAGAGAGAGAGAGAGAGAGAGCAGGCAUCCUCCUUUGCGGUGGCAUCAAGGUUAGCAAAGAGUGACAGGCAGCUUCCAAGUCUCCGCCCGAGAGGAAACGCGAGAGACAAAAAAGAGGAGGAAAGGCAGGCGCCCAUCAGGACACGUGACGUAGCCGCGGGAGGCGUUUCAGCUCAGUAAGGAAAAGAGUCACAAAAUCCCGCCGUGCCGCCGCCAGACAGCCAUGGGUGCGGCGCGGCGGCCCUCCCCGCACCUGCUGCUGGCGGUGCUCCUCGUGUCGCUGCUCCUCAACUGCCUCCUGCUGCUCCUUCGGCCAUACCUAGGGAGCAGGGCGCUCCUCCUGCCCUCCUUCAGGCCCCGGUGGGUGCCCCUCGCCGGGCCGCCCCUCGGUGACCCCGGCCGCGGCGAGGCGGGGGCGGGGGCGCCGGGCGGGGGCGCGUGGCUCCCGCACCUGUGCCCGCGUCCUCCGGGCCACUGGCGCGGCGUCCUUGGCACCUCCUCCGGCGUCCUGCGCAGGCUGUCCUGGACGCCGCCCCGCAACGACACCAUCUUCUUCCUGCAAACGUCCUGCGCCGCGGCCUUCACCGCCAGGGAGGCCUGUGCCGUGGAGAGCGCCGCCCGCCACCACCCUCGCCGCCCGGUGCAGGUGUUCCUCACGUCACCUGUCACCAACACCUCCCACCCGCUGCUGCAGGUCGUGGAGCGCGCGGCCAACGUGCACCUGUCAUGGCUGGACUUGGAGCAGGUGUUCAGCGCCCCGCCGCUCCGCCGCUGGCACCAAGCACGCUCCUGGAUGACGGCCUCCACAGGUUACAACGUGGCCGUGAUGGUGAGUGACGCCGCUAGACUCGAGUUACUUCGUCGGUUCGGGGGCACCUACCUCGACCUGGACUCCCUCACCCUCAGGCCCCUUCCCGCACACGACAACUACCUCGCCAGGCUCUCCGACAGACUCAUCAGCAACGGGGUCAUGUCCUUUCAGCCCGCCCACCCGCUUAUACAGAAAAUGGUAGCGGACAUUCCGAACACCUGGAACGGGAUGAGUUACACCAGCAUCGGCGCCGACCUUCUCACCCGCCACCUCCACCUCCUCUGCCCCCGCGCCCUCGCCAUCCCGCCCCUCCCCCCGCCCGCCCACCCGGAGACCUGCGGUGACGUGACAGUGUUCCCCGGUGACCUGUUCUUCCCCUUCAUCAACGGCACUGACCUCAAGAAGAUAUUUAUGGUUGAAAGAGGUUACGGGCCGGAGUUCACGGAGUCAUCUCAGGGUUAUGCGUUACACCUGUACAAUCACCUGACCAGCAAGGCGGCUGUGAGUGUGUCGAGGGAGUCUGUGCUGAGGGACGUGGCUGUGAGGCAGUGUCCGGGGGUGGUGGAGAUGCUGGCACAGAGAGAUCCCUUCCUGUGAGUUCCCAAGGUGAACAGACACGCUCUCCUGACCAGCAAAGCGGCCGUGAGUCUGUUAAUGGAGUCUGUGGUGAAGGACGUGGCUGUGAGGCAGUGUCCGGGGGUGGUGGAGAUGCUGGCACAGAGAGAUCCCUUCCUGUUAGGCCUCAAGGUUAACAGACACGUUCUCCUGACCAGCAAGGCGCCUGUGAGUCUGUUAAUGGAGUCUGUGGUGAGGGACGUGGCUGUGAGGCAGUGUCCGGAGGUUGUGAGGUUGCUACCACAGAGAUAUCCCUUCCUGUGAGUCCCCAAGGUUAACAGACACGUUCUCCUGACCAGCAAGGCGCCUGUGAGUCUGUUAAGGGAGUCUGCGGUUAGGGACGUGGCUGUGAGGCAGUGUCCAGAAGUUGUGAGGUUGCUGGCACAGAGAGAUCCCUUCCUGUGAGUUCCCAAGGUUAACAGACACGUUCUCCUGACCAGCAAAGCGCCCGUGAGUCUGUUGAGGGAGUCUGUGCUGAGGAACGUAGCACACAGACCUGAUCCGUUCUUCUGAUGCGUCAAGGCUCGCUCACAUACGCAUAACUGUUGUGCAUUGAAAUCUAAGAUGGGGCUCCGUUCCUGCGACCGGUAAUGACUCGUUCGUAUACGCAUAGUCACUGUUCUAGCUGUCAGGCGGCGGGUAGCGGGCUUUUUUUUUUUCACCCUUUUUUUACAACAAAGGAGACAGCUCAAGGGCACACAAAAAAAGGAAACAAUAAUCAAAAAAGCCCUUGAGCCGAAUCCUUUGAUGUAAAAAAAAAAAAAGACCCACGCGCGGUAACGGUUGUACGAAAUGGCUUGUGCAUCGAAGUCUGCUGUGAUGGAUCUUUUAGCGAAGUGGAAGCUAUAGUCAAGAUGUCCUCCACUUCGAAAUCCAAACAGCCAGAGAGUCUUACAUGGCCACUCUGUUAUCAGGAGUCACCAUCUAUAACUAUAUACCUCUUGUAACCUGUGUAUAUAUUUUCCACAGCCAUGGAUUUGCCUUGUAUAUAUUAAAAAAAAACGAGUCUACGGUUGGUGUUAUAAGACUCUUUCACUUCUCACAUCAGCUAUUUCUAAAGGUCAAAGAGGGGGUCAGUAGGGAUCUAAUGAGUGUUUCUUAAGGUUCGCGGUACAGAGGAAGGGUCACACUACCACCAGGGUCAUAAAACUACUCUUGGAAAUUCCCACAACGUCUACGAAAGGCUUGUUCAAUAUGUGUUCUUGGGAGGCGAAAUGUCACAAUACGAACCUGUAGUACGUUUCCUCGUCGUUCGUUGUUCUGGUACUCUGUCGGAGAAUGGCCACACUCUCCUGACCGCACAUUUGCAUUGCUUAUUUAAAAACAGAAGUACACAAAGUCUGCAAAAGCCCGGAGGUGGUGAGAGAGAGAGAGAGAGAGAGAGAGAGAGAGAGAGAGAGAGAGAGAGAGAGAGAGAGAGAGAGAGAGAGAGAGAGAGAGAGAGAGAGAGAGAGAGAGAGAGAGAGAGAGAGAGAACCAAAUGAAACGAAAUAAAAGCAAAUGGGAAGAAAUAAAAACAAUAAAUUAAAAGAUACAGUUGGAAAGAAUUUAUCAGAGAGAGAGAGAGAGAGAGAGAGAGAGAGAGAGAGAGAGAGAGAGAGAGAGAGAGUUAACACAGAUCAGCGGCCGAUAUUCUUUUAAUGUACUCUAUCCAAUUCUUUGUAUUCAUCCAAGACGUCUACUGAAGCGUUAAAAAGUAUCAACAAUUAUACAAGUGUUUACCGUUCAUACAGUUGAUGAGGUUUCGUAGGAGUGAAUAAGUGAGUCUUCAGCGCCCAAGAACACGUAUUUGACAAGGCUUUCGUGGGAGUUGUGAGCAUUUCCAGUAGUAGUUUUAUGACCCUGGUGGUAGUUUGACCCAUCUUCUGUACCAUGAACCUGAAGAAACACUCAUUAGAACCCGACUGACCCCCUCUUUGACCUUUAGAAAUAGAUGAUAUGAGAAGCGAGUGUCUUAUAUAAUACCGACCUAACAUCCCCGGGUAACUCAUUAUAGAGCCGCGGACACUCUUCUCAAAUGCUCUUAAACCCUGUCUCUCCUCUGUUUAGAAACGCUGUGCUGUGUUGUUUUGUGAAGGUUCUGGUGUGUAGUGUGUCUGUGUGGUUUGUCUAUUGCUUAGUUUGUGUCCUAUUGUUUGUACCAUUUCGCCUGUCUUGUGUGUGAGUGGGAUAUAUAUACACGUGUUAGCCUUUUAGUAUUACCGUUUUCUAUGUACAAGUUUAUUGAGAGCACCGCCAGAUAUAAGCGUAAACUAGUCUAGAGUCAGGUACUACAACUAAUAACAGACCCCUCGAUAACUCCCAAGAACCAGUAAAAGGAAGAGGAUUGAUUGAUUGAUAGUUUAUUGUUGCAAGUAAAACAACAAAGGGGAAGGGAGGAGCAUGCCAUCCCAACCCCCAGGCAGUACAGAGUGUGAUUGUACAACUAAGGAUAGGUAUACCACUCUUUACCCUUUCUAUUGGAUGUUAUAUAGAUUAAAUGAUCGGUUCAC
Eriocheir sinensis (Chinese mitten crab) is the source of this 3933-nucleotide messenger RNA. RefSeq names its product alpha-1,4-N-acetylglucosaminyltransferase-like. The transcript is spliced from 6 exons. The record is from RefSeq and is a predicted model, not a curated record. Lineage: Eukaryota; Metazoa; Arthropoda; Malacostraca; Decapoda; Varunidae. Gene Ontology annotation, biological process: glycosphingolipid biosynthetic process. Gene Ontology annotation, molecular function: hexosyltransferase activity. The coding region runs from base 239 to 1423 and encodes 394 amino acids.